Messenger RNA from Stylophora pistillata, 3835 nucleotides. RefSeq lists its product as uncharacterized. NCBI's taxonomy places the organism in Eukaryota, Metazoa, Cnidaria, Anthozoa, Scleractinia, Pocilloporidae. The record is from RefSeq and is a predicted model, not a curated record.
AAAUUGUAUUUUUCACCUACCUUUGUAAGUUUUAUUUCCAAUUCUGCGUGAGUGCACUUAAGUUAAGUGCCUUUGUGGUAUAAUUAUCGAGUUAGCAAGCUCAGUAACCGGCCAGUGUGCCAAAGUCGGCCAGUGUGCCAAGUUGACGAGUGUGUCAAAGUCGGCAAGCGUGCCAAAUGUAGACAACGCCAGCAGGCAUAGAGCAAUCAAAGAAACUGAGAAACCACCGAAUUAAACAAAACAAAGCUCAAACAAACGAUAAUCGUAGCAAACUAGCGGCCAGUAAGCCAACUUUGACACCAUUAGCGAGCAGAAAGCAAUCAAAGUUGUAGCAAACUAGCGGCGGCGAACGAGCCACACGUGAGAGUGCCAAAGUCGGCAAGGGUGCCAAAUCUAGACAACGCCAGCAGGCAUAAAGCAAUCAAAGAAACUGAGAAACCGCUUGAAACUGUAUUCAAACAAAACAAACGAUAGUUUUAGCAAACUAGUGGCCAGUGAGGCAACUUUGUCACCAUUAAUAGCGAGCAGUUAGACAACGCCAGCAGGCAUAAAGCAAUCAAAGAAACUGAGAAACCGCUUGAAACUGUAUUCAAACAAAACAAACGAUAGUUUUAGCAAACUAGUGGCCAGUGAGGCAACUUUGUCACCAUUAAUAGCGAGCAGAAAGCAAUUAAAGUUGUAGCAAACUAGCGGCGAGCUAGCCACGAAAGAGUGCACUCGUCAUUGGCCACUGAACCAACUUUGUCACCCCACAAACAAGCUGAAAACAAUCGAAGCAACUGAGAUUCAACUUAACUUAAGCUUGAGUUAAAUUCAAAGGAAACCUAACGCGGCGGAAGUGCAUUGGAGAGCGAGCAAGCUGCAAUAAUCAACUGUCAGCUCGAUCAAUUCUUUCGACUGUUAUUAAAAUCAAGCGUAUCACGAAUUUUUGAAGCACAGACUUUUUGCCCACUAAAAUACAAGGUACACCUAGAGCAAUAAACCGCACAAAAGUUUGAAAAUGAUGUGGCUAUUGUUUAUGUUGCUACUCUUUCCCAAUCGUACUGCCCACAAUAAUCUGUUAGAAUUGGGGAGUGUGUGCCCAAAAUGCAGCAUGAUCUAUUUCAGAUUUAGGGGGAGAUACUUGUCAAGGCGAAUAGCUUAUCCUUCUAAUGGUAGUUUUAAUCCCUUCGUUAUUUCAAACAAGGAGGCACACAUUGUGAAUGGGAACAUAAAUUCAGAAGUGUUGGAAGAAAAACGCAAUGCAAUAUGUAAUAGCACUGAUAGUAAUUCUACAUACAUGUGUGAAGGAUCAAAUGUAAGAGAUCACUUUCGUAAUUAUUGUUUGACCAACGUAGGGAAGUUUUCUUGUGCAGUUGAUUGCUUUCUUGAGCUAUGUUAUUUUGUUUUUCGCAAUCAUCUUCAAAACAUUACAUGCAAUGAUUUUUUUCAAGUUAUCUCUGAGGCGUGCAAUCAAAGGGCAAUUGUUGGUGCUGUUGAUGUUGUGCGAGAGCCUAUAUGGUCACUGAUCAGAGGUCGUUGCCCAUCAUUUUCUUCAAUGACUGCAAAUGCUGUUUUUAGUGACAUAUUUACCAUGCAAGCAUUUGGGGAUUUAACCAGUGAUUUGAAAUCAUUAUUUCUUAUUCAACAAUGUAAUCAGACUUGCUGCACCCUGUGUAACAAUCAAAUAUUGAAAACUACUAGCACUAUUGUCUUGUAUAUUACUUGUCCAAAUAUUCUGCCCACUGAAUUUGAAAACUGUGUUUCAGAAGCUGCUUUGCCUAAUAGCAGACCACUUUUUUGUGAUGCAUGUCAAAGGCAUUCUGGUGAUAUUUCAGACGAUGGCAAGCAAAAGGACUUAUUCAAACGACCAUGGGUUUAUUCACAACCUCAGUCCAAUUAAGAAGUCCCUUAAGUCAAAGCAUCAGUGGUAUGAAUUUCAGCUUCAAACUUCACCCACUAAAGUGAAACGUUUGGUAGGAUUUAAUCUCUAUGUCCAUGAUUCCUUAAAACAUUUUGAGGAAACCAAGAGCCCAGUACAGCUCAAGAACAUUAUUGUAAAAGACGACAAUGAAUGUAUUUUCAAUCAACAAUCUGCCGUACAUAAAGCAGGCUUGUCAGAUGUAUCAUUUUGUUACACCGAGCAGCCAAAGCUUGAAAGUGCAGGUGAAUCAAGUGCUGCAAAGUCAGUUACUGUGUGGAAUGUAAAAGGUUUGCACCCAAACCAAAAAGUCAAUGUCAGUGGUUCCCUCACUAUGGGAAAAGAAGACCUCAAGGCUGUUGUUCUCAGAUCCACUGGAGCAACAGCCCAUGUGAAGGAAGAUUGCGUGUUGGAGGACAACACUGGGUCAUCAAUGAUUCACAUUUGGGAACCCCUUGUCCAUACCUUGACAACGGGUAAAUCAUACUGCUUCACCAACCUGACAGUAAAGAAUUUCCAAGGGUCGACGUAUCUAAGUACAUCGCCAAACACAACAGCAAACCUUACAACACAAACAGUGCAAACCCUGACUGGACCAGAUAUGCUCAAAAGUCCAGAAAAGGAAGUAACUGCUUCAGAAUUCAAUUUGGUGUCAAAGCUAAACAUCUUUUGUUCCUGCAAAGUGUGCAAAAAACGCUUAAAUGAUGUUGAAUCAUUCACUUGCACCACACUGAAGUGUGAAAACUGUGGUACACGUCAAAGAUCAAGAGAUAUCAAACUGCAGGCUUCAGCAAAAAUUUCUAUCACUGAAUCAGAAGGUGACAACAGCAAAGAGAUGUGGAUCCAGGCUUUCACUGAGCAACUAGAAACCCUGCUGGCAGGAUCAACCUUAUCGCUAAAGGAUAAAAUCCAUGACAUUGAAGUUUAUCUUAUGUCUCUGGAAGACAUUUGUUUGGUAUACAAUGUCCAAACAACAAACAUUACAAAGAUUCUCUCCUUUAAACGUCCAGAAGUACACUCUGAUUAGCACAUUGUCUGUGAACAGUCCAAUACCCUUGUGUGAUUGUCUCGGAGGACGUUGGAAAGUUAAAAUUGUUGUUUAAUACUGAUGUAACAUGUGUAGUCUCGGACUGGCCCAUGCAUCCCAAAGCUAAAAGAUGUGCAUCUGCUUUCCCAGGUGUUUGACUUUGAAGAACGUUAUAGCAGUGAAUGAAAAAUAUUUUGUUACAGUUUAGAUUCAUGUGUUAGAGAUUUCGCUCUUUACAUCCCUUAAUUAAGGAUAAAAUUAAUGACGUUGAAGUUUAUCUUAUAUUGUCUCGAAGAAAAUAUUUGUUUGGUCAACAAUGUCCAAACAAUGAACAAUACAAAGUUCUUUCCUUUAAACGUCCAGAAGUAAACUCUGAUUAGUUCAUUCUGUCUGAACAGUCCAAUAUCAUUGUGUGACUGUCUCGAACGAUGUUGGAAAAUUAAAAUUAUUGUUUAAUACUGAUGUAGCAUGUGUUAUCUCAGACUGGCCCAUGCAUCCCAAACUUAAUAGUUGUGCUAUCCCAGUUGAAUGACUGUGAAGAAAAAAUUUAUUUAGUGAUUCAGAAAUAUUUUGUUACAGUUCAUAUACAAUUAAGAGUUGUUAUUGUGGGUUCAUUUUUGUUCUGUAUUACCUUAUAUUAUUCAGUUUUACACAUAAUUUUUAGAAAGGGAAGAAAACACACUUGGCUAUCAUUGCAGCACAAACUUUUGUAUUGCAAUAAUGUAAAAUCAAGAAACUUAUUUUCGUUUUCACCAUAUUCACCUCAAAAUUUAAAACAUUUCACGUUGGUUGGAAUACUUCACUACUAAAAUUUACACCCACAAAACAUGACUCCAUUUUUUAACAUUACCAAUGAGUAUUUCUUUUCAUUGGUUGCUCGUUGGCACUUAGCGAUAGCUAUAUCUAGU